This is a messenger RNA of Dendronephthya gigantea, 1698 nucleotides long. RefSeq names its product adhesive plaque matrix protein 2-like. The record is from RefSeq and is a predicted model, not a curated record. Lineage: Eukaryota; Metazoa; Cnidaria; Anthozoa; Malacalcyonacea; Nephtheidae. Gene Ontology annotation, molecular function: calcium ion binding. Bases 23 to 1678 code for a protein of 551 amino acids. The transcript is spliced from 10 exons.
UUGAAAUCUAUUCGAUUAAAAAAUGUUACUCAAUUUCUCGGUCAUAGAGUCGCUCAGUCUUCUUUGUUUUUUCCUGACCAUACAUCAAGACGAAGCAAAACUUGGGAAACACAACUCGAGCGGUGAACAUCGCCAUGUAAAAACGUUAAAAAAAGACUUUGCUAAACAUAAACCAAAUUUAAAUAAACUUCACGGAUCGAAGGUUGGGAUAACAAAGUCGGGAGAGAGAAGACAAUUUCUUGCCGUCGAAAAUGGGCAGCUACAAACGCAAUUAUCACAACAGGGAGGCGAAUCUUCAUCACAAACACAAGAAAUUGUAUCUAACUUGCCAACGGCGUCUUCUUUGAAUGGAAAUAUUGAGACCGAAACGAGACCUCUACCAAACAGACAAGACAUUUCAUCGAUCGGAAAUCUGCCUGCGGUGAAUUUAAACCCGCUUUCAAGCGCUACAAGUCCGUUAAUCGAAGGUGGUUUGACAGCGCCGAAUCUGCCGAAACUCGAUUAUAAUUUCUUGCCAAACGGAAUCGAGUUGGAAAAACAGACACCCGUGCCUUAUGACAAGCCAGAGUUUCGAUUGGUGCCGAAGUUAGUUCCUUUCCGCUACACAAAGAAACCAGAUGUUCAUGUAUCGCACAUCCAUUACCAUCAGGGAGUUAACCCAUGUCAAAAUGGCGGUCUGGUUGUCCAAUCUCCUGGUGGAUAUUCGUGUGUUUGUCGCAAGCAGUUCAGAGGAAAACAUUGCCAAGAAAAAGAUCAUUGUUUUCCCAAUCCGUGUAAAAAUGGCGGGAAUUGUAUCGAUCACGUUACACACUAUCGCUGUAAAUGUCCACAUAAAUAUCGCGGUUUAAAAUGUGAAAUUCUGAAUACCUGCGCAAAGAAUCCUUGCAAACACGGCGCGACUUGUUUGGAUCUUGCUAGUGGCCUUCGCUGUGUCUGCCCUGUUGGAUAUAAAGGAAGAUUCUGUGCAGACUUCGACUAUUGUAAUCCGAACCCGUGCAAAAAUGGCGCGAAAUGCGCAGAGAAAGGCCUAGGUAUCAUAUGUACGUGCACCAACGAAUACAAGGGAAAUAGAUGUGAAGUGAAGAAAGUUUGUGUUACUAAUCCCUGUCGUAACAAAGGAAAAUGCAACGAGGAUAAAUCAAGUUCACCUUGCGAGUGCGCUCAAGGUUUCACUGGAAAAUAUUGUGAAGAAAAUGUUUGCAAACCAAAUCCAUGUCUCAACAAAGGUGCUUGUUUAUUCAAGAAAUCUGAAGUCUCGUCCACGUGGCUUCCUGUCUGCCAGUGUCCUCUAACUUUCAAGGGAGACAAAUGUGAAAUCCCCAACCCGUGCGCGGCUAAACCCAGUCCCUGCAAACAUGGCAUGUGUUCUGACGCUUUCAAUGGUCGUCGUAUGGACCUCUUGUCUGAUCAUUACGUGUGCAUGUGUGAGAGGGGAUAUAUGGGACAGAAAUGUGACGUUCGUAUUUGUGACAAAUGUGAUAAAAAUGCAAAGUGUCUCAAUAAGGAAUGCGUUUGCAACGAUGGUUACGUUGGAAAGGGGCUCGAAUGCAAAAAGCUUCCAGAUCCCUGUAUCCCGAAUCCUUGCAAGAAUUUUGGCGUUUGUGUUCCCGUUAAAUCCUCCUACGAUUGUCGUUGUCCGUUCUCGUUUGUCGGAGCGAGAUGUGAACAGCAACUAUGAGGACGGUUAUGUCAAGUAUC